Messenger RNA from Diaporthe citri, 1560 nucleotides. RefSeq lists its product as uncharacterized. Gene Ontology annotation, biological process: transmembrane transport. Gene Ontology annotation, molecular function: transmembrane transporter activity. The record is from RefSeq and is a predicted model, not a curated record. The coding region runs from base 1 to 1560 and encodes 519 amino acids. The transcript has 4 exons. Lineage: Eukaryota; Fungi; Ascomycota; Sordariomycetes; Diaporthales; Diaporthaceae.
AUGUCAAAAACAGCUGGGGAGACGUCUCACUUGGAGACAACCAUAUCGCAACAGCCUCAUGGAGUUCACGUCCCGGAAGAUGAACCAAUCGGUGGUUACCGUGUGGGCUGGCGGACUCUGAUGGCCAUUGUGGCCUUGUCAAUGGCGAAUGCGUGUGCUGCAAUCGCUAAUACGACUAAUACCAUCAUCCACUUCCAAGUCAUGAGCCUCGGCGACCCCAAGAAUGCCUCCUGGAUAGCCAAUGCCAACUUCUUGAUGACCUUGGCGUUUGGACCUGUCCUUGGGUCUCUGGGAGACCGAUUUGGCAAAAGGUGGUUCAUCAUCGUCGCCACCAUAUUCGGUGUCGUAGGAUCAUGCAUUUCGGGAUCAGCACAGAAGACCACCGUUGUCAUUGGUGGCAAUAUCCUCACAGGGCUUGCCAAUGCUGGAUGUAUCAUGGGCACACCUUCCGCCCAGGAAGUUACACCAGACAGAUUACGGCCCUGGACCAUGGGCUUUGGGCAGUUCCUGGCCAGCGUGGCUGUGAUCGGGGGCACCGUUGGCGACGGAGCUUUCGUCAAAUUCCACAGCUGGCGAUGGUCAUACUAUCUCAACGCGAUCUUCUAUGGGACCACAUCUGUGCUGGUUACUCUCUUUUACCACCCGCCCCCUCCUGGUUUACGUCGCCAGGGGGCCCGACUUGAAGAACUAGUCUCGAAAGUCGAUUACGUUGGCAUUCUCAUCUUCACUGGCUCUCUUGCGUCGAUCAUAAUCGGCUUCACCUGGGGCGGGACGACCUAUGCUUGGGAUUCACCCCAGGUCCUCGCCACACUGAUCGCUGGUUGUGCCGGCCUUGGCUUGUUUGGUAUCUAUGAAUGGUUGGUCGUCACCGAGGGUAUCUUGGACCACCGGCUCUUCCAGUCGCGCAACUUCCCCUUCUUGAGCUUCGUCUGCGUUAUCGACGGCAUGCUUCUCCUUGGCGUAAACCUCUUGUUCGCCCAAGAGAUCCCGACGCUGUUCACUGCUGAUCCGGUCCACAUCAGUGUGGUACUGACCCCUUACCUGGCGACCUCGGCUUUUGGCUGCAUUCCUGCUGGAGCCAUGAUGGCCCGUACCAAAUCAUACAGGGUCAUGCUCAUAGGAGCUCUGCUGUGGUGUGCCUUGUUCACUGGUCUCAUGGGCAUGCUGAAUCAAUCACGCCUGACCUGGGCUUACGCAUUCUCAGCAAUGUUUGGAAUUGGUACGGCAGUCACGACAGUAAUACCCAUCGUGGCACGCGCGCCUUCUGUGCCCUCUUUCCUCCUUGGUACAGCAGGAACUUUUAGCGUUUCAUGUCGUGCGCUGGGAGGAAUCAUCGGGAUUACCAUCUUCACGGCCAUCUACAACAACAGGAUAGCUGCCCGUUUGCCAGCCAACGUGGGCGCUGCCCUAGGCCGCGCUGGCCAAAUCGACCUCUUGCCCGACACAUUGAAUGCUUUGCAAAUGGGAGAUCCCAGCGCGUUGGAAAACGUACCAUGGCUAUCAGAGUCGCUCAUAUCCAGCAUACUCGGCGUUCAGACAGAUGCAAACGUAUACAGUUGA